Messenger RNA from Bactrocera latifrons, 3993 nucleotides. It is a transcript of the gene phtf, whose product is annotated as putative homeodomain transcription factor. The transcript has 13 exons. The record is from RefSeq and is a predicted model, not a curated record. Gene Ontology annotation, cellular component: endoplasmic reticulum. The coding region runs from base 771 to 3992 and encodes 1073 amino acids. Lineage: Eukaryota; Metazoa; Arthropoda; Insecta; Diptera; Tephritidae.
UAAAUUUUUUUGUGUAUACUUUCCAUUCAUUUAUAAAAUCAGCAAAAUCAUACCUUGGUGUUAGUAUUUAAAAACCGCAACACUGUUUUUCUUUUUCAGAGGUGGGCACAGAAGAAUCGCAAGUAGUUCGAAGUGAAAUCGUGAAACAGCGAACAAAAGAAAGAAAACUGACAUUUGUUUGGGUCAGCAGAAGAACGAAAUAAAAACAAAAUUCAAAAUUAAAAAGAUUUGGUUAUCCGAAUACCAGUAAAGGCAGAGAACGUUGGCUUGUAGCUGCUAGUACAUACAUAUGUGCACAUAUCUAUAACAAUCGUUGCAUACACUACCGAGACUCACUGUGAGCAGCCAAGUUGACAAGUGGAGAGAGUUAGCAAUGUGUGCCGGAAGAAUAAAACAUUGAGAGCACUGUUAUUAUUGGAUAUUGAGUGGAGUUACGCUCACCUGGAGGCACGACAGCGAAAACAAAAAGUUUACAUUUGAUUUUGAUGUGGAAACCAAAUCAAAGGGAGGAACAAUUUUCAGUUAGUUUUUGUUGUUCCGCGACUGCUGUGAAUUGGAUAAUAAACGCGCUUGUCUCACGGACAUAUUAUGGUGCCAUAUCAAAUGAGAAGAACACUAAGAAAAAUUACCUAAAUUAGGAGCCGUGGAAAGAAUAAAAUAUCGUUUGAAAAAUAAAUGAAUUAUAGAGUGAACAGAAUUUCAAUAAAAUUAAUGCGUAAAUUGAUAUUUCCUAGGAAAUCUUUUGAGCCAAAUCGUAUGUAAACACUACUAUGAGAUUGGAUGAAAUUGUUGCGUGGUAUCAGAAAAAGAUUGGCACCUACGAUAAGCAGCAAUGGGAGAAAACUGUAGAGCAGAAAAUUUUAGAUGGUUUUAACAGUGUUACACUUAAAAAUGCAAAGCUCAAGACAGACCUGAUUGAUGUCGAUUUAGUUAGAGGCUCCACAUUUCCAAAAGCCAAGCCAAAACAAUCUCUUCUAACUGUAAUACGUUUAGCCGUGUUGCGGUACUUCUUCUUGCCCGUCUUUUCACGAUGGUGGGUCAAACAAACAUCGCCAAACACGUUCGCCGUGCUCCUAUUAAUGUACAUCACACAAAUGGUCACUUGGGCAAUAUACACCUUCAAUUUACAACGAUUUGGUGGUAUCGAUAACAUAAACUCAUCUUCGUCUUUCAUAGACACAAAUUUGACGAGAAGCAAUGCAACCAAGGCCGAUCUAAAUUAUGGAAGUAAACAGGUAGAAGAAGAGCACGUUGUCACCUUAUCGGACCUGAUUAUACCAAUGGUACUGGGCUUGCUGCUCAGUUUUAUACACUCGCAAAUUGUGGCAACUAAUAUUUUAACUAGUGUAAAGUCCAAACAUAGACGCUGUUCGAACGCCAGCCAGAGUGGCAGACCAUCCCGACAGAGUGGCGAGAAUCGCGUUCGCAGGCGCAAGAAACUUGUGAGAUUGCGUAAUCAAGAUUCUGUUGAUGCCUCAACACAACAACAGCAGGCUGCAAUAGUGCAGCAACAACAACAACAGCAGCAGCAACAGAUAACCACUACACAAAGUACACAACAAACACGCUUAUUAUGUGCCAUGCAAAGAAUGCAAGCAAAUUCUGGGAAGCUAACCAAAAUUAACAAUGCCACUACUAAUGUCGUGGAAUCGGCGCCAAGCAAUGGGGCUGCCGAUAUAAACGACUCCACAAUGCCAAAGAAACGGCCACCAGUGCCACCAAAAGUAACACCAGCUCGCAUUGGCAGCGCCGAGAUCUUCAACAACACCAUCAUUACCACGACCGGCAUUCGUCGCUGCACCAGUCCCGCCAAACUAAAGCUUGAUCUCAAACGCGCAACGGAAACGACGACAACUGCUGCAGACUUCAGCAGUACCAGCACCGAUUGCAAUACCGAUAACCAUAGUCCUACGAGUAGUCAUAGUUUAGGAAAUAAGAAACGAAAUGUGAAUUGGCACUCGCCCAUACAUAAUUACGCUAUAGUAAGUAGCGAACCGACUGUGGUAAGUACACAAGAGAAGCAACAACAAACCUCGCCACAAUCACUGUCAUCCCCCUCCGGCUCCGCUUCAGUAUCGGCAGCGACCACCACCACGACCAGUGAAACUAAUUCUCCGAAUACAAUAUGCGGCUCCACAGGAACAGUGCGCACUAAAAGUGGUGCAACUGACGCCAGCUCUACUACUUCGAGCGCUGACUGCUCUCCCGGCAGCAAAAUGGUACGCAUCGAUACGUGCGUACAAGAAUUCUAUGAUGAUCUCAUAAGGCGCACUGAUUGCCUAGUUUCCGAACAUCGAAAGGAGAAUAUGAAAGACCAAAGUGUGAGCGGCGUUGCUGCUGCGUCUGUGUCUACUAGUGCGCCCAACCAAGGUUCCUUGGCGAUACCAGCACUUCGUAACAACAAUCGACGCCAAAUCUGUGAAGAUGAUGGCUUUGAGAGUCUGAAUGGCAAAAGUUCAAGUGGGGAGGAAAUGAAUAUAGCACUACCGGUUUCGUAUGCGGAAACACCGGUGCUGUCCGAAGAGAAUAAACUACGUUUGCGAUUAAAUGCAACCAACCGGAUAGAACGAUUGGAAGAUACCAGCAGUUAUGAAGGAGAGCCACAAUCAAGCGCUUAUUAUCGUCUGAAACCGCUAAAUGAGAAAAUGCGGCCACUCGCCUCAUGUGAUAUCUAUCAGCCAUCGAGGAAACUAAAUGUUUCCGUUGCAGCAGAUGUAAGCAGUGGCGACACCGAUGAAGAGGGUGACGAUGGAGAGACUAUAUCUAGUCCUGCUUCGCUGGGCAAUGCUUCUAAUUACACCGAGUGUACAACUUCCGCUACAGAAUGGCUUGGUGUAACCACAAACAGUGAAGAAUGCAGUUACAGUUCAGAGUUGGAGAAUUCUGAUAACUAUAAAAGCAAUCAGUUUUCAGAUGAGGAUGGCUACGAUGCAGAUUUCAUGCCCACUACCAUUUUGAAUCCACAUGGCACGUCAGAUCGCAUCAGUUGCACUGUUUGGGAACAACGCGAGAUAAAAAAAGCACAAAUGUCCGUGCUUGAGAUUUCAUCCUGUAUUAUUGAGCGGGUUGAAUCAAUGCCGGAAACAAACGACUACAUCUAUAUUGGUCUGGGCUUCUCAUUCAUUCUCUCUUUAAUACCAUCUUUUUGUCGGUUGUGUGAAGUAACCAUCGACAGCGCCAAUGAAAUUAAUUACCUUGAAGUUCCUAUGCUGUUAUGGCAAAAAGCAGCAUUUUCCUUGUGGACAAUAUUUGGCUUUGCCUUCGGUAAUACUCAGUGGGAGCGCACAGUGUUGGUCAUAAGCUUCCUCCAACGCCUCUGUCUCACUACAAUUCUUUUCAUAGUGUUCGCUGUGGCAGAACGGACUUUCAAACAGAGAUUCCUCUAUGCUAAGCUCUUCUCACAUCUAACUUCAUCGCGUCGUGCACGUAAAUCCAACCUGCCACAUUUUCGGUUAAAUAAAGUACGAAAUAUCAAGACUUGGCUUAGUGUACGCUCAUAUCUCAAGAAACGUGGGCCGCAACGUUCCGUCGACGUCAUUGUGUCAGCGGCAUUCAUAGUCACCUUACUAUUAUUGGCCUUUCUCAGUGUGGAAUGGCUUAAGGACUCAGUGCAUUUACACUCCCAUUUAAAUUUAGAGGCGCUGAUGUGGUCUACAACAAUUGGCAUAUUUUUGGUCCGAUUUAUGACUCUUGGCAACAAAAUACAUCACAAAUAUCGAAGCGUCUCUGUUCUAAUAACUGAACAAAUAAAUUUAUAUUUACAGAUUGAGCAAAAGCCUAAGAAAAAAGACGAACUCAUGGUGUCCAACAGCGUACUAAAAUUGGCUGCUGAUCUGCUUAAAGAAUUGGAAACACCCUUCAAAAUAUCAGGGCUUAGCGCCAAUCCCUAUUUGUUCACCACAGUGAAAGUUGUUAUACUCUCCGCUCUAUCAGGUGUAUUAAGCGAAAUGUUGGGUUUCAAGUUGAAACUUCACAAAAUUAAAAUUAAGUAAA